UAUCAGUCCACUGAAUUUAACCAAGCAGACAUCUCGAAUACCUACCCACCUUAUCAUCAGAUGAAUGUCCACUAAUCAUGCGAAACUUGAUAAGAUCGAAAAGCGUUUAUUCAUUUUUGAAAGUUCUGGUGAGAUCAGAGGCGAACAGAUCAACGGCAACGUUAAAUCAGAAGGCACAAGGUCUACACAUUUCAUUCAGCAGACUGAGAUAUUUUGCACACGCCGCAGUAAUGGCAAACAGUUGUCGUGAACUGGAUGACACCCAGAUCAAGUUGCUACAAGAAGAAUGCAUCCUUGUGGAUAGGAAUGAUAAAAAUAUUGGCUCAGCCUCCAAGAAAAAAUGUCACCUGCUAAAGAAUAUUGAUGAAGGUAUGCUGCAUCGAGCAUUCAGCGUGUUUCUCUUCAAUAAGGAGGGCGAACUUCUGAUCCAACAGAGAUCGGAUGCUAAGAUUACGUUUCCAGGUCACUGGACCAACACAUGCUGCAGCCACCCCCUGAAUGUGACGGGGGAGUUGGAGGAGGCGGCUGCUGUUGGAGUCCGCAGAGCCGCACAGCGGAAACUCAAACAUGAACUUGGCAUUGAGCCAGAACAGGUGCCUGUUGACGGCUUCCACUACCUGACAAGAAUUCACUACCGCUCCAACAACGUGCCUGACGACAAGACGUGGGGGGAGCACGAGAUCGACUACAUCCUGUUGUCACAGAGAGAUGUAGACCUAGUUCCUAAUGAGAAUGAAGUAAAGGACUACAAGUUUGUCAGUAGAAAGGACUUGAAAGAUUUAUUAGAGACAGCUGAUGCGGAAGGUAUUCUUCUCACUCCCUGGUUUCGCCUUGUGGCAAACACAUUCCUGUUUGGCUGGUGGGAUCACCUGGACAAUGUUGACCAAGACAAUGACCACUCCACAAUACACCGCAUGUGACCACCAUGUAGUCGCUGACGAAGUCGGCGAUGUAACCACCGAUGUUGCCACCGAUGCCGAAUAUUGUCACCAUUGUCAAUACUUCAUGAGUUUGUAGACACAACAUUCCUCCAUCCAUGUGAAUACCAUCUUCCCGAUGCAAGGGAGAUAACUGACUAUAAAAGUCCAGUUUCCCCCCUUGCCGGACUCAGCUGGGAUUUCGGAGUUCUAUUUUGGCUGGACUAACGAGUCUAUACACAGUCCAAUCAAAAUUGUGUAACGAAAUUGGCAUCCGGUUCGUAAACUGCAGUGCAGAUAUCGGUUGAUUGCUGGAUUUGCAAAGCAGUGUACAGCCAGCUUGGCGUUGAAAGAUACUUUCAAAAUCUUUCCAUGUUUCUAAUCAAGGUGCUCAAGUAAUUUGUUGCUCUUCACGAGGUUAGGCCCAUUUUAUUACAAUAUAGAUCUUGAUUAUCAAUCAGAUCAUCUUGACUACAUGCAGCCAUUUUGUUUGAAA
Haliotis rufescens (red abalone) is the source of this 1413-nucleotide messenger RNA. RefSeq names its product isopentenyl-diphosphate Delta-isomerase 1-like. Gene Ontology annotation, cellular component: cytoplasm. Gene Ontology annotation, biological process: isopentenyl diphosphate biosynthetic process; isoprenoid biosynthetic process. Lineage: Eukaryota; Metazoa; Mollusca; Gastropoda; Lepetellida; Haliotidae. Gene Ontology annotation, molecular function: isopentenyl-diphosphate delta-isomerase activity. The record is from RefSeq and is a predicted model, not a curated record. The transcript has 6 exons. Bases 78 to 920 code for a protein of 280 amino acids.